Zygotorulaspora mrakii is the source of this 2037-nucleotide messenger RNA. RefSeq names its product GTPase-activating protein RGD1 (gene RGD1). The transcript has a single exon. NCBI's taxonomy places the organism in Eukaryota, Fungi, Ascomycota, Saccharomycetes, Saccharomycetales, Saccharomycetaceae. Gene Ontology annotation, biological process: regulation of GTPase activity; signal transduction. The coding region runs from base 1 to 2037 and encodes 678 amino acids. Gene Ontology annotation, cellular component: cytoplasm. The record is from RefSeq and is a predicted model, not a curated record.
AUGAAUUCCCAGAGUAGUACCCAAAAUGCAGAACCACAUGAUAUCGCAAUCCAGGCUGCUCAAUUGUUUGAUAAACCAGAGAUCAAAAGGGUUUUGAACUCGGAUGUAGCAAUCAAUGCCCUUUUAGCGCGCUUAAAACAGUCGUUAUUGACAUGUGAGGAGUUCACUAAAUUUAUACGCAAGAAAUACCUGUUUGAAGAAGAGCAUGUUGAAGAACUGAGCAAACAGUAUAAGCACUUUUUUGUGACAACCUCUGGCACCAAUUCAUCCCUGAAAGUCAAAAUUCAUGAUAUCUUGGAAUUUGAUGGGAAGUUAGCUCAAGUAAAGCAAAGCUAUGUAACUGCCUUACAGAAGAUGUGUGACGAGAUGAGUGCACUCUUACUUACCAUGACGAAAAUGAGAAAAACAGUUAAGGAAAAUAGCAGGAGGUUGGAAAAGGAGGUUUCUGAUGCCAUUCAUACUGCUGAAAAGGCACAAGCUCGUUAUGAUUCACUUUGUCAGGAUUGGGAUAAAUUGAGAAUGACAGAUCCAACAAAAACCAAACUUACGUUAAGAGGCUCAAAAACCACAAAAGAACAAGAAGAAGAACUUCUAAGAAAAAUUGAUACUGCUGAUCUCGAGUACAAACAAAGGGUGGACCAUUCGGACUCUUUGAGGAAUACUUUUAUAACAAAAGAGAGACCAAAAAUUGUUUUAGAACUGAAAGAUUUGAUUAUGGAAAUAGAUACAGCUAUGUCUAUUCAGUUACAAAAAUAUACUAUUUGGACUGAAAAUCUUAUCUUGAAUAGUGGUAUCACAGUGGCGCCAUUUGAAUCAACGAAAUCAAUGAAAUCUGUUGCAUUAUCAGUAACAAACGAAAUUGAUCUAUACAAUUACCUUAACAAAUACAACAGUACGGGCAAAACAACCAGUCUGGUGAACAAGAAUCUGAUUCCUGUCGCUUACAAAAAGCACCCUUCUAUGAUCAAAAACUCUUCAAAUGCUACAAGUAAAAUCUCUCCUUCCUAUGUGGUCAAUCCCGCAAAAAAUUCUAUUCCAAAAAGAAUUAUAUCAACACACAAUGAGUCACCCUUUUCAAGCUCUGCGAAUAGCGCGGCAACAACAGCAGCAGCAGGACAGUCAGCAAUAGCAAAUAAUAGUUCCUUCAAAGUGAAUCCAACCAGCAGUAAUAUUCCAACUUCUGGCAGCGACUAUAGCAGUUCAAAUACAGUAUACUCAAGCGACCCUAAUUACAAACAGCGAAUGCAAUCUGCUAAGGAGACUAUUCCCCUACCACAGCCUAACGCUGCCUCUAAGACGUUAGAUCCAGGAAAUUUCGCAGCAGCUAGAAUUCCUAGCCUAUCUACUACUGUUUCAACGUCGACACCUGAUUCUGAUAGGCCCCUAUCGCAUGUUCAAACAAAUAGUAUUAUGCCACCGGGAACCCAAAAUAAUUUCAAAACAUUUGGUGUGCCACUUGAGAAACUAGUUGAAUAUGAGCAAGAUAUGGUCCCUGCUAUAGUUCGACAGUGUAUUUAUGUCAUCGAUAAAUAUGGUCUUGACUUAGAGGGAGUUUACAGAAAAUCUGCUAACGUUCUGGACAUCAGCAAAUUGAAAGAGGAAAUUGAUAAGGACCCAAGUAACGUUUCAAUGAUCUUGCCUCCAAAAAAUUACGGAGACUCCGAUAUUUAUCUUGUCGGCUCUUUGCUGAAAGCUUUCUUUGCAGCACUUCCUGAAUCUCUACUUCCAGAAGAAAUUGGACAAGAAGUUAAAGCAUGUUUAUCUAUUGAUGAUGAAGCGACUCGGAAGAACUAUAUGCACGGGUUAAUUUAUAAACUCCCAGAUGCUCAGUACUGGACUCUUCGAGCUUUACUAUUUCAUUUAAAAAGAGUUGCCGAACAUGAGCCGCAAAAUAGAAUGAAUCUGAAAUCUUUAAAUAUAAUAUGGGGGCCCACGCUUGUUGCUCCUAACAGAGAUGAUCCAAAUGAUGUAAACUACCAAAUAAAGGCCAUGGAAAUACUGUUUGCUGUUGCUGACCAAGCUUUCGAGUCUGAAUGA